AUGUCACCUCCCACACCCCCCCACCCAGUUCCCCCCAAAACCCCGGAGACCCCCGCCCCGACCCCAGCACUGACCCGAGCGGGUUCGGGUCUUUCCGGAGGAGUUCGGGUUCCUACGGGUCUGGUUCGGUUGUUUCCGGACGGGACAGUCCCGGUUCGGGUCUUUCCGGGCCGGUUCGGGUUCUCCCGUGUGGGUUCGGCUCCCGGUUCGGGUCCCCUCAGGCGGCUUCGGGUGUUUCAGGACGGGACGGUCCCGCUUUUGGGUCCCUUUGGGUUCGGGUCCCCUCAGGCGAGUUCGGGUUCCCUCAGGCGGGAUCAGAUCCUGGUUCAGGUCCCCUCAGGCGGGUUCGGGUCCCGGUUCGGGUCCUCUCAGGCGGGAUCAGGUAACGGUUCGGGUCUCCUCAGGCGGGUCCGGGUCCCUUUGGGUUCGGGUCCCCUCAGGCGGGAUCAGAUCCCGGUUCGGGUUCCCUCAGGCGAGUUCGGGUCCCUUUGGGUUCGGGUCCCCUCAGACGGGAUCAGAUCCCGGUUUGUGUCCUCUCAGGCGAGUUCGGGUCCCGGUUCGGGUCCCCUCAGACGGGAUCAGAUCCCGGUUCGGGUCCCCUCAGGCGGGUUCAGGUCCCGGUUCGGGUCCCCUCAGGCGGGUUCGGGUCCCUUUGGGUUCGGGUCCCCUCAGACGGGAUCAGAUCCCGGUUCGGGUUCCCUCAGGCGAGUUCGGGUCCCGGUUCGGGUCUUCUCAGGCGGGUUCGGGUCCCUUUGGGUUCGAGUCCCCUCAGACGGGAUCAGAUCCCGAUUCGGGUCCCCUCAGGCGAGAUCAGGUAACGGUUCCGGUCUCCUCAGGCGGGAUCAGAUCCCGGUUCGGGUCCCCUCAGGCGGGAUCAGAUCCCGGUUCGGGUCCCCUCAGGCGAGAUCAGGUAACGGUUCGGGUCCCCUCAGGCGGGAUCAGAUCCCGGUUCGGGUCCCCUCAGGCGAGUUCGGGUCCCGGUUCGGGUCCCCUCAGGCGAGUUCGGGUCCCGCCGGUCCGGAUUCGGCUCCCGGUUCGGCCCCUCAGGCGGUUCGGGUUCCCCCCCCGAGCAGGUUCGGUUGUUUCCGCCAGGGUUCGGGUCCCUCCGCCGGUCGGUCCCACUCGUGUCUCUCCGGGCGGUUCCCCCGGGGCGUGGCCGGAGUGGGGGGGGGGAAUGUGUGA
Messenger RNA from Myiozetetes cayanensis, 1182 nucleotides. RefSeq names its product protein SPT2 homolog. The transcript has 2 exons. The coding region runs from base 1 to 1182 and encodes 393 amino acids. The record is from RefSeq and is a predicted model, not a curated record. NCBI's taxonomy places the organism in Eukaryota, Metazoa, Chordata, Aves, Passeriformes, Tyrannidae.